GCCACUCUCCAGUACUAACUGAACGACGCGUUGAUAACCUUUCCAUCCAUGCCAUAGCUUGGGAGCAGCUCUGAUUGAGUGCGCUGCCUUAUGCACCUUGUUUUCUUGAUCAAUUGGAACCAACCAUAUAGCUUUCCUCGGUUUGAUUUACCAUGUGCUAUAUGUGAUGCACGGACUAUCAAGAUUGUUGUCCCCUUCCUGCUCAGAUGACGUGCAUAGAAGAAGAAGAAGAAGAAGAAGAUACAGACAGGACAUGUGGCCACUAAGCUCAAGGAUCUACUUAUACAUGAAGCUCUUAUCUCAGUUUCGUUCAACAUGCCUCUGUUCAUCACCGCGAUAGUACUUGCUCUUUCAGCAAUCCCUUGUUGCCUCAGUAUCUGGCCGAUACCCCGUUCUCUGGAUUCAGGAAAUCAGAUUCUCAAGCUUUCUGGUUCAUUCGACAUCUCUAUCAAUUUCACCAACCCACCCCAAGAUCUUCUUGAUGCUGUAACUCGUACAAAAUAUUCUAUACAGACUGAUCAGCUCGGGAGGCUGACUGUAGGCAGGGGGUCGUCUGAUAGUACGGCAUUCGGAAGCGCGAAAACUUUACGCACUUUGAUGCUCGCCCUUGAACAAAGUGCGUCUACUGCUCAGCCGAUUGCGACCGAGGCUGUAGUUGCUCUGGAUGCAAGGGACGAGGGUUAUUCACUUUCUGUGCCCUUGGACGGUUCUGCUGGAGUGGUGUCUGCUAAUACAACGCUUGGACUUCUGCGUGGGUUGUCAACCUUUGAACAGCUAUGGUAUACGUAUGAUGGGACCAUAUAUACUAAUUAUGCACCAUUGACAAUCGUCAAUGAUUCUCCUGCAUACGCUUACCGUGGAUUUAUGUUGGAUACUGCUCGAAACUUCUUCAGUGUGUCAGACAUUAAACGUACUCUGGAUGCUAUGUACUUGGUGAAGAUUAAUACUUUCCAUUGGCACAUUACCGAUUCGCAAAGUUGGCCUAUUCAAGUUGUCCAAUUUCCGGAGCUAGCUCAAGCUGGGGCAUACUCCACCAAUCAAUCCUACACGCCAAACGAUAUUCAAGACGUGGUUACCUAUGCCGGAGAACGAGGCAUUGAUGUCCUAGUUGAAAUAGAUACUCCAGGCCAUACGGCAAUCAUUGGGGCAUCCCAUCCGGAAUAUGUAGCUUGUUAUCUUUCGGACUGGAUCACUUUCGCUGGCGAGCCUCCCGCAGGGCAACUUCGUCUCGCAGAUGCCAGUGUAGCGAACUUCACUGCAGCUGUGCUUGCCGCUGUCGCCGAGACUCUCCCAUCAACGAUGUUUUCUACCGGAGGAGAUGAGCUAGAUACGGCAUGCUAUGCUGCGGAUGGACCAACACAGAUGAUGUUGAAUGAGUCGGGGAGAACAUUAUUCGAGGCACUGGACAUUUUUACUUCGACCACGCAUGGGGCAUUACAUGCAUUGGGGAAAACUGCAGUUGUUUGGGAAGAAAUGGUUCUGGAAUACAACACCACGACGCUCCGAAACGAUACCAUCGUAAUGGUUUGGAUAUCUUCAGAUGAUGCUGCUGCUGUAGUACAGAAGGGUUACCGCAUAGUGCAUGCCCCAUCAAAUUAUUUUUAUUUGGAUUGCGGCGCUGGAGAGUGGAUAGGAAAUGACCCAACCGGUAAUAGCUGGUGCGAUCCCUUCAAAACCUGGCAAGAAUCAUACACUUUCAAUCCACUCGCCAAUAUAUCCUCCGCACAAGUAUCUCUUGUUCUUGGAGGUGAACAACUUCUCUGGACUGAACAAUCAGGCCCAGAAAAUCUUGACUCUAUCGUCUGGCCUCGCGCCGCCAGUUCAGCAGAAAUCUUCUGGACCGGUGAUACACUUCCAGAUGGAUUUGAUAGAGUGGGAAACAUUUCUGAAGCAUUACCUAGGCUGCAUGACGUGCGGUAUCGAAUGGUUCAGAGAGGGAUCAAAGCGAUUAGGCUUCAACCAGAGUGGUGUGCCUUGAGGCCGCAGGUGUGCGAUGGAUAAAUACAACUUCAACAGACUAGCCAAUUACCAUCCAACCUCCACUUAUUUAGGGUAAUAUAAAGUUUUAUCUACUUACACCUCGUGAAUUGGUCAAGCCAC
Molecule: messenger RNA, 2100 nt
Organism: Lentinula edodes (shiitake mushroom)
Lineage: Eukaryota; Fungi; Basidiomycota; Agaricomycetes; Agaricales; Omphalotaceae
Product: glycoside hydrolase family 20 protein
Exons: 11
Coding region: 316-2001 (561 amino acids)
Biological process (GO): carbohydrate metabolic process; glycosaminoglycan metabolic process
Cellular component (GO): membrane
Molecular function (GO): beta-N-acetylhexosaminidase activity
Source: RefSeq, a predicted model, not a curated record